GCAAGGAUCUUUCCUGCAGUGGCCAUGUUUGUUGAUGUGUCACCAAAGAUGGUGGAUUAAUGAAGAUAGGACCUUCACGUGGUCAAUAGCUCCCUCAGGACUUUUACGAUUGUCAGUUCCGGGUUGGUCUACUUAGUUAAUUGACUUUCAUUCAACCAGAAAAAAAACUGGGAAAAAAAGUGAGAGGGGUGUCUCGUUUUCUUUUCUGUCUCUGGUGUUACUGUCACCUCAGCGACUUGUUGGGGGUAACCAGCUGAGCUGGAUCAGCUGUCAAGGAAAGUGUCGAUUUUUUUUAAACAUCGGAACCUUACAAAAUGGAUAUGUCAUAUAAGGUGUGAAGCUGAGGAAAACCAUGGAGCAGUCUGACCCAGCCUCUGCCUCAGACCUGGCCCAGGAAUCAGAGGUCAACUCCCUGCCAAAGGUGUCAUCAGUGGUCAACAAGAGCAACAGGAGUGACACAACGAUGGAGGAAAAUGAGGUCUGUGCAGAAAGGGAUAAUGACAUCAAACAGGAGAGUCUGGAGGGAGAUGGAAUACAACACGAGAAGAAGAAAACGUGCCAGCAAGAGGGUGGAGAGGAGUCUGUCAAUGUGGACAUUAGCUGUGAUAUUGGGACAGCCUCAAUCGAAGACGCAAGAACUCUUGUAGAUGAGAACACUGAACGUCCUCUCUCGGUCUUGGAUGAGGUAAUGGAAAGCACCAACUCGGUUUUGGAGGUGACGAUAGAAAGCUUGUCGUUGCUUCUGGACAAGGCAGUGGAAUCUCCACCCGCUAUUCUAGUUGGAGUGGGUGACGGCUCAACCUCUAUUCCGAACAGAUAUGCAGAAUCUCAACCAGCUGGUGUCGAUGGCCCCUUCAAAUGCUCAGUGGAACCCUCCCCCACAAAGGAAAACGUCACCAAUAGCCUAGCCACACCCUCCACACCCAGCUCUGCCUUUGCUGACCCUGGAAUUUCCAGUCCACGAACGAUGGCCCCCACGAACACCAACUCUUUGCCCAGCCCCUACGACACGGACUGCAGCCGUAAGCUCAUGACUCAGAUCCAGCGGUCGGUCUCCCAGGAGUCCCUAUUGGAUGAGCUGGAGCAGGAGCUGUUCUCCUGCCAGCUGCCUGAGAGAGGGGGAGGGGGGCGCAAGGGUGGACCCCAUGUAAAUGGCCUGCAGGCUGACCAGGACGGCUCCCCAAUGGUUUUCGAGAAGUGCAUCCAGUAUAAGUAUGUGCAGCAGGAAAAGGCAAUUAAAAGGCUACUGGAUGAAAACAACAAGCAUCAGGAGCUGGUCCUGGGUAUCUGCUCAGAGAAGGACACCAUGAGGGAAGAACUGAAGAGGAGGCUGGAGACUGAGAAAAAGCACAUGGGCACCGUGAAGAAGUUGGAGGGCCGGGUGGAGGAGCUGCUGAGGGAGCUGAAGGAGUCCAGGGACAAACUGGUUUACCAGGAUGGCGCCGCGAAGAACGCCCUGCAGCAGUUGCACAGAGAGACUGCCUACCGGCUGGAGCAGGCUGGGAAGAAGUGUGAGGAGUCGCGUCAGGAGAAGGAGGCCAUGGUGAUGAAGUAUGUUCGCGGGGAGAAGGAGGCUCUGGACCUGCGCAGGGACAAGGAGGGACUGGAAAGGAGGCUGAGGGAGGCCACCAAGGAGGUGGACCGCCAGGCCCUCAGGGGAAACAGUUUGGCCCAGGAGAAAGGCCGGCUGCAGCAGCUCCAUGACGCCAAGGAGGGAGAGGUGAGCAGGCUGAAUCGGGAGUUGGAGAACGUCAAGGAGGGGAUCAACUCACACCUCAUCAAGGUCAAAUGGGCCCAGAACAAGCUGAGUAGUGAGACCGAGGCCCAUAAGGAGACUAAAGUUAAACUACGAGAGACCACGGCCAAACUCACCCAGGCCAAGGAGGAGACGGAGCAGAUCCGCAAGAACUGCCAGGACAUGAUCCGCACAUAUCAGGAGUCAGAGGAGAUCAAGUCGAACGAAUUGGACGCCAAGCUGCGCGAGACCAAAGGCGAACUGGAGAAACACAAACAGGAACAGACAGACCAGCUAGAGAUGCACCGUUCCAAGGCCAAGGAGCUAGAAGACCUAAAGAGGACAUUCAAUGAGGGAAUGGAUGAACUGACCACUCUGCGGGCAAAGGUGAAGUGUCUGGAGGAUGAGAGGCCUCGCUGGGAGGAUGAGCUCUCCAAGUACAGAGAGAUCAUCAACAGGCAGAAGGCUGAGAUCGCGAGGCAGAGAGACAAGCUGGGAGAGAUACACGCACUGGAGGAACAGCACCAACGGGAUGAGCAUGAGAUGGGCAGUCUACGCGAGGAGGUGGAGAGCGUGAACGUCCAGAUCUGCGACCUCCAGCUGGAUGUGCAAGGCAGCCGGGAGCGGGAGGCUGAGCUCCUAGGCUUCACGGAGAAGCUAAGCAGCAAGAACGCCCUGCUGCAGUCGGAGAGCAAUGGCCUACAGGCCCAGUUGGACCGACUGGGCACCAACUCCAUGGAGUUGCAGGGCCGCCUGGACGAGACGCAGACAGCACUGGCCGACCAGACCGAGCGUCUCCGGAAGGAGGAGGCCCUGCGGCAGGAUGAGGUCCAGGCUCUGCAGGCGGAGAGGGCCACGCUGCAGAUGGAGACGGCCCAGCUGAAGACCCGUGUGGAGGAGCAGAGGGACGAGUUGCAUACCCAGAAGAGGAAACAGGCGGCCAACAUCAAGGACCUGACCAAGCAGCUAAUUCUAGCCCGUAAGAGGCUGGAGCAGGUGGAGAAUGGUGGCUGUGACCGGGAUGUCAGCAGCAUGGGAAGUCGCUCCAGCUCCUCAGGCUCCCUGAAUGCGCGGCACGGCGGCAGCAGCAUGGAGGAGCGCUCACUGGAGAGCCAGUCGGGCCCGACGGUGGUGGACAGCUACCCCGAGGUGGACAAGGCCGUGCUUGUGGAGCGUAUUGUGCGUCUGCAGAAGUCCCACGCCCGCAAGCAGGAGAAGAUCGAGUUCAUGGAGGACCACAUCAAGCAGCUGGUGGAGGAGAUCCGCAAGAAGACAAAGAUCAUCCAGAGCUAUGUGCUGAGAGAGGAGUCGGGCGCCCUCUCUUCAGAGGCCUCAGACUUUAACAAAGCCCAAUUUGGCAGGCGGGGGGGCAUUAUGGCCUCCCUAUACACCUCCCACCCGGCUGACAGCGGCCUGACCCUUGACCUCUCGCUGGAGAUCAACAGGAAGCUGCAGGCCGUGCUGGAGGACACGCUGCUCAAGAACAUCACACUCAAGGAAAAUCUUCAGACGUUAGGGGCGGAGAUUGAGCGACUUAUCAAACAGCAACGAUAGCUGGAGGACAUUGCUCAGAGGAAGUUUCGCAUGCUAGACGACAGUAUCUGAAGGAAAUUAUAGAGGACCAAGUGAAGAGGGAAUGUUGAAGACCCCACCAACUAACUAUCUUGUGCCACAUCAAGAAUUUAACUGAGACACACACAUGCGAACACACACACGCACACACAUGCACACACGCAGUGUAAAGGAGAAAUUUGAAUGUUGAACACCAGUCACCUGUUCUUUUUGAUAACCCCCAUGUUCUCAACUCUUCUCUCCAAUGGGAUACUCAGAUCCUCUGACCAAUGGAUUGCCCUACUAUUCCCCCCCCGCCCGCAUAAUCUAAUACUCUUUCCAGGGAUGCCAAGGAUAGCUUUAUUUAUGAAUGAAUUGAAAGGAUUAUGUUGGUUAGCAUUUUCUGAAGCCAGUUGCUAAUGCAGGUCUGUGUGCAUGCCAAUCCUUAUUACUCUCCCAAAAAAGUGUUUGUGCCAAUUUGCUGAAUAUAUUUUUGAAUUGCCGCUGUGACCCCUAACGCAUACAAUAGUACUCUCACUGUGAACCAGUAACUAAAGACUACUAAUGCACUCAACCCACAACCCUUCAGACAUUUGUCCACCAGGCUCCACUUUCCUUUCUCACCGUAGCCCAACAAAGCACUUAAGGCAAAAAUGAUACUUGAGAUGAUCAUUCAUAACUUGUAUUUGUAUGAAUAUCUCCCAUUGACAUCAAAUGUUCGAUUUAUGACAAAGUAUCUGGAGUCACGAUUCGCUAGUUGGCCUACAUUCUGCAAACACCAAUAUCAAAGAAGAACUCCUGGCUUGACCCCAAAUGUCCUACUAUGAAGUUGUAUAAAUAAUAAUGAGUUCAGCUGGAUAAUCUAGGGCUGGUCUUUAGUUGUUAAUUUAAUGUGAUUUAUUUAUUUCUGUCGGUUUUGAUUGGCAUUUAAUGUUUUCUUUACUUUUCUUAAGUUUAAAAUCAAGUCCAUUGCUCUCUCCUUUUUGUUCUUCAUUUUGUCCAUUCACUGAAGGAAAUCUUUUAUUAUAUUAUUUUAUAUUCAAUUGUUUGUUUCCAUCCUUUCUCACACACUCCCUUGUUUUUACUGUCAUUAAUUUGUAGGACAAAGCAUUGUAGCCCCCGCCCCCCCAUUUGCUUCUUCACCAGUAUGUUCUUCAGCUGUCAUAGUGAGGGUCACCUGGCCGAGCUAGAGGUGUAUGGUCCCAGGGAUGGUUGUAAACAACACUUACAUUUUAAAGGUAGCCCGACCACUCGCAGAGGAGCUGACAUGCACCUGCAACACACUGUCUUCUGGCAAGGACAUGAUAAAGAGUGACUUUUCCUCAGCCACGGCUGCCUAUGCUACAACCAACACACCACACACACACAGAAGUAAUGGAGAAUUCUGAUGUAGACUAGCUCCUAAGCUGCAGUCUUUGGUUGUAGUUAUUUUCCCCCAUUUGUUUUUUUGUCACCUAUGUGUAACUAUUUCGACUAUAGUGUAAAGGAGGCCCCUCUUGACUCCUCUGGGAUUUUAGUGUUUCUCCCACCAUUGUUUAGGUGGGAUGCCUUCUCCCCCAAACAAGUCUACUUGGCCCCCCGCUAUUGAACAAUCACAGGAUCGAUUUGUGUAAUGUGAUGUUUACGGCUUGCUGGUUUGAGGGCUUCCCGCCUAGGGGAUAAAAAUCUAGGGGAAACACUACUGUUCUUUUUGCACCCUUUCAACUUGGCAAACCUAAAACACAGGAUUCCCAGCCUGGCUCUCUACUCCGCAACAGUGCGUAGAGAACAUGCAGCGUGGGCAAAUUAGUCAAUCGAUUUUUCAGGAGCAGCUUGAGAGAAUAUUCAAGAAGGAAUUCAUCUGAAUAAAUACAUUAACAUAAUGAAAUGGCUGGCGGACAUCUCGUUAUUAUGCACUGAGUUACCCAAAUACCCCAGAAGCAGAGCUAUAUACACUAUGGGUACACUACAGUUUAUCAUUGAUCAGCAAACUGUUGAUAUGGCUUAAAGAUUAACGUUGUAGAGUAUCUUCAACCAAUGAAGACUUUCACCAAUCAAUGAUUUUUGUAACUUAUGUUACAAAGGCAACAAUUAUUGUUCAUUUGACACGAAAUAAUUUGCCUGAAUCGUUUCAUUACUGUUUAAUUUGAUUGUCAAAUGAACAACAUACUAUAUAUCUUGGUAAGACAAAUGUAGUGACUGUGGAUAAUGUGGUACUCUUAUGGUUAAAGAAAUGUGUCCUCCAUGACAACAAAACCAUUGGAAGCAUAACUCUAGUACCCGUUUCACACUACUAAGCCAUGCACUGGCCUGGUUCCGCAUCCACCAUAGUUGCUGGAACCUUAACUUUAAAAGUACCAUUUGAAUUGUGAAAAGGGUCAAGCACUCCCAUGUGUGGUCCAACCUAGGCCUACAUUCUCACAACAUGAAAACAUUGGAGCAAUGUUAAAUGAAUAUGUUAUUUGCCUGGGAGACCAGUCCACAAAGAGAGAGAGUGGCAAAUUUGUCUCCCGUAACAGUGAAAUUAGCAAUAUGGACAGAUGUUGUGAGUGUAAAAUUAUGACUGACUAUAGCGAGAUGUUGGUAUUUUCUGUUGAUUGUCUUGGUGUUGUUCAAUGUGCUCUGUUUGAUUGAAUAUUCAAACUGUGAUUAUUAUACAUUUGUAGAUAUGAUCUUCUGUAAAAUGGUCAAAUGUUUUUAAUAUUCCAGAUCCAAUAUGUAUAUAUGGUGUUUACAGGGAAUAAAAGAGAUGAAUCUCUGUUUCUCUUCA
This is a messenger RNA of Oncorhynchus masou masou (cherry salmon), 6035 nucleotides long. RefSeq names its product coiled-coil domain-containing protein 186 (gene ccdc186). Gene Ontology annotation, biological process: vesicle cytoskeletal trafficking. Gene Ontology annotation, molecular function: small GTPase binding. Bases 353 to 3289 code for a protein of 978 amino acids. Lineage: Eukaryota; Metazoa; Chordata; Actinopteri; Salmoniformes; Salmonidae. Gene Ontology annotation, cellular component: trans-Golgi network. The record is from RefSeq and is a predicted model, not a curated record. The transcript is spliced from 16 exons.